Molecule: messenger RNA, 4207 nt
Organism: Siniperca chuatsi (mandarin fish)
Lineage: Eukaryota; Metazoa; Chordata; Actinopteri; Centrarchiformes; Sinipercidae
Gene: arhgef18a
Product: rho/rac guanine nucleotide exchange factor (GEF) 18a
Exons: 22
Coding region: 450-3449 (999 amino acids)
Biological process (GO): regulation of Rho protein signal transduction
Cellular component (GO): plasma membrane
Molecular function (GO): guanyl-nucleotide exchange factor activity
Source: RefSeq, a predicted model, not a curated record
CCAGACCUGCGGAAGGUGUUGCACUGAACUAAACGAUUCCCAUGAUGCUUAGAGAGGGAAGGAGGGCUCAUCCAGAGGAGGCAGGGAUUUCUUUUUAAAACACCACCCUCCACUUCAGCUACACUUUUUCUUAUUCGUGCACUUGUUCCUCCCGAGGCAUCCUCACUGUCUCUCCCUUUUAGUGGAAGUUGCUGAGAGACAUUUCUUCCCUCUGCCUGGAAAUAAACAGAGAGCUGCCUCUUGCUUGCUGCUGCUCCUUCUUCUUCGCCGGUGUCACAAGGAAACCGUGGAAGACACAACGUGGGGAAAAAGUAAGCAGAAGUGUAAAUGAACUAGGUAACCUAUCUGUCUGAGGGCUUGUGAGUCAGCAAAGAGCUUUCAGAAACAAAAAAUAAAGCUCUGGGGAGAGUUUCUCCCAUGGCCUCCCUGCCUGCUUCCUCAGUCCAGGCAUGACAAUCACCCCUAAAAAACACACUGCUCAGCUCAGUUCCUCCUCUUACAACUACACAAGUCCCAGAUCCAGUCCGGUACAGAUGGAUGAGGUCGAAGGCCAGCGGUUGAAGCUCUCCUCUGAGGACUCUGUGUUGCUAGCUUCCUCCUUGGCUGACUCCAUCAACCUAGAAGAUUCCCAUUAUGAUCUACUGCGAGGCGAGCUUGAGUCAGACGCCCAGAACCUGGAGGCGGAGUCGUGGAGCAUGGCUGUGGACCAGAACUACCUGACGGCCCUGAACAAAGAGGCUGUUAAAAGACAGGAGGUCAUCUAUGAGUUGAUCCAGACGGAGAUGCACCAUGUACGCACCUUAAAAAUCCUUUUCCAUGUCUACAUGCACGAGUUGAGGAAGUCUUUGCUGAUAGAGACGGCCAGGCUGGAGUGGCUCUUCUCUAGGGUGGAGGCCCUGCUCGCCCUCCACCAGCACUUCCUCAACUGCCUCAAAGUGCACCAAAACCAAAGUCAGGAGGAAGGAAGCCCAAACAACUACCAGAUCACACAACUGGGGGAUAUUCUCAUCUCUCAGUUUUCAGGAGCACUGGGAGAAGAAAUGAUGUGGUGUUACAGUGUUUUCUGCAGUCAUCACACUGAAGCCAUCAGCUUCUACAGAGAGCAGCUGCAGAACAACAAGAAACUGCAGAUCCUUAUUAGGAAAAUAGGUCAGCUGCCCCUAGUGCGAAGGCUGGGAAUCCCUGAGUGUUUUCUGUUGGUGACUCAACGCAUUACAAAGUAUCCCAUCCUGGUGGAGCGAAUCAUACAGAACACUGAAGCUGACACAGACGAGUACAAGUCUCUGGUACAGGGUUUGGCGCUGAUCAAAGACACCAUCUCCCAGGUAAACAAUCACAUCAGUGAAAAAGAGAACGCUGCUCGUCUGAGAGAGAUCGGCCUGCGUCUGGAGCCAAAGUCUCAGGGCCGGCUGAAGGACGGCCAGCUGUUCCGCAGGGAGGAUCUGAUCCAGGGAGACCGGACGCUGCUGCACGAAGGCACUGUCACCUGGAAGGCCUCCGGGAGAAAAAAAGACAUCCAUGCUGUGCUGCUGUCAGACGUGCUCCUCCUCUUACAAGAGAAAGAUCAGAAGCUUGUGUUUGCUGCUGUGGAUAACAAACCACCAGUGAUCUCCCUUCAAAGUCUGAUAGUUAGGGAAGUGGCUCAUGAGGACAAAGCCAUGUUCCUGAUCUGUGCAUGCACCACCAGCAUGCCAGAGAUGCCGGAGAUGUACGAGAUCCACACGAGCUCCGGAGAGGAACGCAUCAAAUGGAUGGCGCUGAUACGGGAAGCUGUGAACCGCUAUCCACAAGAGGAGCUGUACCGUGAACUGACUGCUAGACUGCAACAAUUUCAAGAUAUGCUAAAGAUGAGGGAUGACCAAAUAAAGCUAAGUCUGACAGAGAAACAGCAGAUCUUUGCUGCUCUCUAUGAAACUGUGACGGAGCAGGAAACCCCCCACAAAGGGCUGCUGCUCCGAGGAGACGCCACUGACCUCCAGCAGGGGGAGACACUGCUCAAAGGUGCCAUCGAUGAGGUGGAAAACCUGCAGAACCUGCUCUUCUCAAGGAUAAGAGACCCAAACCUUCUUAUGGAUGAGAGUCGGAUGCAGGACGGGUUGCUCAGGAGGGCUGAGACCUUUGGCGUGGCCGAUAGUAACCCUGCUGCAAGCGCCAUGAAAAAUGGCGAUGCAGCUGAGAGGCCAGGUGGCAGGGAGGGCAGUCCAGCUUACAGCAGUCACACCACUAGUGACCCUCAGCUCCAGGAAAUGUGCCACUCAGAGAGCCUGGAACAGUAUGCUGACACACAGAGGCCAAACUGCAGUUUAACCUCCAGUCAUUUCCCUGAGGCAGAGGCGUGUGACAGGGUGAUACUGCUUGCACAGAGGCUAUACAGCUUGCAAGCAAUCAUCGCCCAGCAGGACAGCCAGAUUGAGCUGCAGCACGCUUUUCAGUCAAAGAGCAAGCAGCCCGCUCGUCAUUACAGCAGCAUGCUGCUCGAGCAGGAGAAGCAGCGAAACGUGGAGAAGGAGAAGGAAGAACUUACCAACUUGCACAAGCUGCAGGCCCAGUAUCGAGAGGAGCAGCAGCGCUGGGAGAAGGAGAGGGAGCUGCAGAGGAUGCAGGUCGAGACUCUGGAGGCUCAGCUGCAACAGAGGGAGGAGGAGUGUCGAAAGUGGGAGGAGAAGCUCAACGAAGAGAAGGCCGAGCUGGAGGAGCUGAAGGAAAACUAUCAGCAGGACCUGGAGAGGCUGAGGGAAUCUACAAAAUCAGUAGACAAGGACAAGGAGCGUCUAAAUCAGGAGAGGGAGCGUCUGGAGCAGCUGCAGGAGAAAUUAAAGAAGUACUCUCCAAACCCAGGACACUCAAACUAUGAUGAUUCUCCACAAUACCGGAGUCGCUCCACUUACCAGUCGUUCAUGGGAAGCAUGGUGAACGGAGGUGGAAGUCAGACCUUACCUCCAAAGAUCCACAUCUUGCCCACCACCUCAGACGCCAUGGAAAUUCCUCCCAAGGUUCCACCUCGCAAGGAGAGCAUCAGCCCCCAGCCGCCCAAGCCAGAGCUGCCCAUCCAACUGAUCAGCACCACCAACCAGGUGCACAAGCCUGCAGCCGUGCAGCAGCAGAUCCCCACCAAGCUGGCAACUCUGUCCAAGGGAAAGGAGAAAGGCUUCAAGACGAAGCAUUCCCACCAGAGAACGCACAGCGCAGCCAAUAUAGACGUGAACCAGGUGCUGCCCAUCCGAGUGACCGGGAAAGAAGGAGGCAGUCUGAGAGCCAAAAGGAACACCAGUUCUCAAAGCAUCUACAAGUCAGGUGCCUACAACCCUCCAGGAUCCGUCCGCAAUGUGAAAACGUCUCAGUCCUUCAGCACACACAAAAGGAGCAGCAGCGAGGCUCCACCACCGGCGCCGCCUCCUUUUCCCAAGGAUGUUCUUGAAACGAGCAAAGAGAAGGUAAUAUUCCUUUAAUCCUAAACUACAGACUGAAGUUCGGAUGAGGCCUCGUCCAUCAUAAAGACUUACACGGAAAGACUGAUGGAGCUAUUAAAAGACACUGGACUGGACUUCAUAACAUCCAUGUGUGUCCAAUAUGAAGAGGACCGUCACUAUUAUUGAAUGUUAUCAUUGGAAACCAGCUGUUUACAUUCAAAUUAGCUGAACUUGGAAAAAAAGCAAAGAAAUAUUUGUGGUACAAGUUGUUCAAAACAUGUAAAAAGCUCGGCCCAUUUGCACGUUGGGAAAGACAUUUUAAAUGAAGAUGUUGCGAAAGCAAAAGGCUUUGCCAAAGACUUGAGGUUUUUUUUAUCAUUUUUAUUUUAAAUGAAAGUAGGUUGUCUUUAACCAUUUUAGCACUCAUGUCCUAACUCUUAAGCUUUCUUUUUAAUUUAAGAAAUGAUAAACACGGUGUGAGGAAGUUUUAUUUCAGAAUGAAUCAGAUAACCUUUAAAUUUGUACUGUGUAAAUACUUUCAGCUGUUUUGUGCACUUCCUGACACAAAAUCAGCAGGGUUGUUUCAGACCGACAGCUGCUGGAUGCAUUUAUGAGAAUGUAACAGAAUGAGUGUCAUUUACUGUUAUAAUAAUGUUCUGACAUAAUUUAACAUUUGACAUUAUGUUGACGAUUUUCUCUGGUAAAGACAGAUUGACCACUGUCACCUUUUGGUUCCAUGUAAAAUUUCUUCCAAAUCCCAACUAAUGAGUCAUGGAAUAAAAAGUUGGUUGACUUGA